AUGAUUUCCUGGAUUAAAGCUUGUAUGAGUAGCCCUUCCUUCUCUAUCUGUAUCAAUGGGAGUUUUCAUGGCCAUUUCAAAGGUGCUAGAGGUCUUAGGCAGGGUGACCCCAUGUCCCCUUAUCUUUUGGUUUUGGCCAUGGAAGGCCUUGCUAGGAUUCUUGAUGAGAAGACCAAGCAUCCUUUGUUUAAAUUUCACUGGAGAUGCGAAAAAACUAAGAUUGUUAAUCUUUGUUUUGCUGAUGAUCUCAUGAUUUUUAGCAAAGGGGAUGUUAACACUGUGCGCAUGAUCAUGGUGGGUUUGGAGGAAUUUAGCUCACUAUCUGGCCUCACCCCUAACCCUAGUAAAAGCAAUGUGUUCUUUUCUGGAUGUAACAAGAAGUUAAGAGAUGACAUUCUUCAAAUUGCAUCUUUCUCUGAGGGAACUUUGCCGGUUAAAUACCUUGGUGUCCCUCUUAUCACAACUAAGCUGAAAGCUUCUAAUUGUAAACAACUUGUUGAUAGAAUCACUAAGAGGAUUAGUUCUUGGACCAAUAAACUUCUUUCUUAUGCCGGUAGAUCCCAACUGAUCCAAACCAUCUUGAAGCACUGUGCUAAAAUUGCUUGGGAUAAAGUUUGCACCCCUAAAAAAGAGGGGGACCUUGGCUUCAAAUCUCUUGAGGUUUGGAAUAAGGCUGCCAUAGCCAAGCAUGUCUGGUUCCUUUUCUCUGGUGGGACUAAGUCUAUGUGGUGUCAAUGGGUGAAAUCCUAUCUCCUUAAGGGGAAGAGUUUUUGGAAAGUUAAGUCUCCUAGUGACCCUUCUUGGGUUUGGAGGAAAAUCCUUUCUCUGAGGCCUGUCAUUUACCCUCUCAUCCAUCACAAAAUUGGUAAUGGUCGUGAUACUUUCCUUUGGUAUGAUAACUGGCAUCCGUUGGGUUCUUUGUGGGACAAAUAUGCUGAUAGAAUCUUGUAUGAUUCGGGUUUAAAUAGUGAUGCUAAAGUCAGUCAGGUUAUUGAAGGAAACUCCUGGAAAUGGCCUUUUCCCACCUCAUGGGAGCUCAGGGAUCUUAUUUCCCAUCCUAAUAAUUGGAAUCCUAAUUCUUUGGAUAUGGAUAAGGUGGUUUGGUAUCAUAAUCCUGAUGGGGAUUUCACUAUAAAAUCUGUGUGGGACCUGUGGAGGAAUAAGGAAAGCAUUGUUCCGUGGUACAAACUGGUUUGGGGGGCUUACACCAUUCCUAAAGUCAGUUUUAUUGUUUGGUUGGCUAUUCAUGGUAGGUUGAAUACUAGUGACAGACUCCAUUUGUUUGGUAUCUCUCCUAGUACUACCUGUCCUUUUUGCUUGGAUCCUAAUGAGAGUCAUGCUCACAUAUUCUUUGGCUGUACCUUUACCUAUAGUAUUUGGCUUACCAUGCAAGGUAAAUGUAAUAUUCAUUGGAUUGAUAUACCUUGGCCUGACAUUGUUGCUCAUGCCAACCAAGAGGGCCAAGGUAAAUCUCUCAAAGCUAUCAUCACUAGACUUUCCUUUCUUUGUACUGUGUAUCAUGUGUGGAUUGAAAGAAACAAUAGAAUUUUCAACAAGGAAUGUAAACCUGUAGGGGUGAUUAUCAAAUCUAUUGUACUCAUGGUUAAGGAAGCAAUUCCCGAGUUUUGUGAGGUCCUACUACAAUGUCUAGAUGAUGCAUAUCACAAGUUCUCUACUUGGGGUUGCAUCUCCGAAAAUCAAGUUUCGUUGGUGGAUGUGGUGCGGACAUGUGAGGUUAUCUGGUUUCGUGGAAUGGCUGCUUCAUGCGCCUUCUGGGUUGCCCAGAGUGUUAAUCAGUUGUCUUUCAAUAUUUCUCUUUUCUGUAAUUACUAUACAAUCAUAGAUGUUUUGCCUACCCUAGUGGGAUGUACUAGGGAUUAUGGGUUGUACUCUUAUCUUCUAACCUGUGUGCUUGCUCGGUCUUACACUAGGAAGCAUAUGGAUUUGGGUAUGUGGUUUUUGAGUUUUAUUGCUAGAGUUUGGUUGUUUUGGCAUCUAUAUUUGGUGCACCUUUUGGAUCAUUAG
Camellia sinensis is the source of this 2025-nucleotide messenger RNA. Lineage: Eukaryota; Viridiplantae; Streptophyta; Magnoliopsida; Ericales; Theaceae. The record is from RefSeq and is a predicted model, not a curated record.